UCGUGCAUCCAUGUGUUGAGAGUUUCGAAUAAGUUUAUUGAUUGAAAGUGUUCAAGAUUUUUCAUUUGUUCUCAAAGAUACAUUGGAAAAAAAGGAUUUAGAACAAAAAACAAAAAAACAAAAAAAGAGUGAUUCGUUCUAACGUGUUCGAAUAUUUGUAGAAUAUUAGUGGGAGAGAUAAAAGUGUUUUAAAAGAUUAACCCUCUCACAGAAGUCAGAUUAAAAAAAACUUUAGGAUACCUUCUUAAUUUAUUUGAUCUACGUAAAGAAAAAUAGAGAGACAAAAGUAAAAGAGGAUUAAAGUUGGAAUAAAGAAUGGGAAUUUUUUAAAGACACCAAUAUAAGCCCUUAAAUCUAAUUACUUACAAAAUGGCGGAGAAGAAUAAAAUUCUACCCUGGUCAUUAUUUCCUUAUCCAGCGAGUUUACUCAAUCACGUUUGGUACAGUCAACUAGCGUUCAAUACUAGAAUAUUAGAAAGUAUGAAAAUGCCGGCUAGAACUUCGGGUUUUCACAUAAGUGACAUAUUAGAAUUGAACGAUGCUAAACCAUCUUCAGAAGAGAACGAUGUACAAGGAAGUACAACGGUUCUACCGACGGCCAACGAAGUUCCAUCGGCGUAUCAACAAUUUUUAGAACACACGACGGCCAUGUUACAACCGAUGCAUGUGAAUCUAAAUAGAGGUAGUUUGCCACCACCACCUCCGGGAUUGCUUAGCUGGCCAAGUGGACCAACGGCUUUACCAACUACACUACCACAGCCAUUAGAAGAAGUAAACAUUCUCCAACAACCAGAUUCAACGAGUCCGGCGAUAUCGGAAUUGUCAUUUCCUUCGCAACAAGAGAAUGGUCACGAAUUUAAGGACGAGGAAUCGCAAGAUUUCAAAGAGGAACAUAAAAACGGUGAAACACCGAGUCACGAGGUUGAACAUAAAAAAAGAAAAAGACGCAAUUUAUUUACAAAAGCACAAACGUUCGAAUUGGAAAGAAGAUUUCGUCAACAGAGAUAUUUGAGUGCACCGGAAAGGGAACACCUAGCGUCGAUAAUAAGAUUGACACCUACCCAAGUUAAAAUUUGGUUUCAAAAUCAUAGGUACAAGACGAAACGUGCAGCUACUGAAAGAGUAGAAGCUAGUGGAAGUGGUUGUUCGCCUAGAAGAGUAGCAGUUCCGGUUUUGGUAAGGGACGGUAAACCAUGCCAAUCGAAAUUAAUGGAACAAACGAAUUAUCCUGGAAAUGGUCAAGUAUCUAUGGCUCCAUAUGUGCCAAAAACAUUUUGGUGGUAAAAUUUUCAUCUAUACAAUAUAAAUGAGAUUUUAAUCGUUAUUGUUUAAAUGGACC
This is a messenger RNA of Polistes dominula (European paper wasp), 1339 nucleotides long. RefSeq lists its product as uncharacterized. Gene Ontology annotation, cellular component: nucleus. Gene Ontology annotation, biological process: regulation of transcription by RNA polymerase II; cell differentiation. NCBI's taxonomy places the organism in Eukaryota, Metazoa, Arthropoda, Insecta, Hymenoptera, Vespidae. The record is from RefSeq and is a predicted model, not a curated record. Gene Ontology annotation, molecular function: DNA-binding transcription factor activity, RNA polymerase II-specific; RNA polymerase II cis-regulatory region sequence-specific DNA binding.